This is a messenger RNA of Stegodyphus dumicola, 9842 nucleotides long. Its product is annotated as gamma-aminobutyric acid type B receptor subunit 2-like. NCBI's taxonomy places the organism in Eukaryota, Metazoa, Arthropoda, Arachnida, Araneae, Eresidae. Gene Ontology annotation, cellular component: G protein-coupled receptor heterodimeric complex; membrane. Gene Ontology annotation, biological process: gamma-aminobutyric acid signaling pathway; G protein-coupled receptor signaling pathway. Gene Ontology annotation, molecular function: G protein-coupled GABA receptor activity. The record is from RefSeq and is a predicted model, not a curated record.
CAGUGAAGCCACGUUUAAGAUUCAAAAGAAAAAAAGUUUGAGGUUAGGCGGCCCACUGAAUUUUCGGUGUUUUAAGAAACCUAACAUAGGUAAUCACUUAAGACUAUAUAAAACUUCUUAAAUUUAAAGUAUCCGAGGUAUAGAAAAGGAAAAAAUUAAAAUGAUUUUAGAAGGAAUGGGUGCCGGAAAUUUCUUUCGCAUCCGAUGGCCAUUGAUUUAAAUUAUGGAGAAAAGUCUAAGAACUUCGAACUUUCAGCAGCAGUUGCGAUUUCACUUCCUUUCAAAGGCAGAUGGAAAGAAAUUUUCAUGAAGAAAUGUGAGGAUGUAACAGCAAAAAAAAAAAAGGUGACUUUUAAGAAUUUGUCUAAAUUUUAAAAAUUGGUAUACUUUAUUGCGUUAAAACAGCACAGAUAAAUGCCAAUAGAAACUGCUUUAUUUUAAUUAACAGUUUGUUUCAACUUAAAUAUAUUUUACUCUAAAAGAGGAAAAAAAUCAUGUCUCUAAAAAUGGAUGCUUUAUUUUCCUUGUACUUUUACGAGGUGAUUAGUAGAAUUUUUCAUUUAAAUCUUUUUUUGUCGUACUUAGGUCUGUAUAAAAAUAGACCAAAACAGUCUAUACUAGUUGGUUAAUGCUGAUGAUAAUUAAGUAGAGUACUUUAGUAGUAUACUGUAGGAAUUUUAAUAAAGAAGUAUUAUAUUAGUUCGUCACUGUCUAUCGUAGUACAAUAAAGGAAACUGAAAGAUAUAAGUGAGAAUUUAUCCCAUAAUAUAAAUUUAUCAAAGUUUCAUUGUGCAGUUUGUGAAUAUUUGUCAUUAUCUGUCUAUGUGAAAAAAAAUUAAACGCACUUACUUGAUUAGAUUCGAUAAAUUAUAUUUCUGAAAGCAUUAUACAAAAUUCUCACUGUUCUUUAACUUGUUCUGUGAGUCGUGUUUGGUAUUUUGUAAGAGGCAAUGCACUACGUUUGUUAAACUGCACAUUGCGCCAAAACAUUCUGAAUCAUUUCGUGAAAAUAUUUAGAACUUUGCAUAAAGGUGUUUAUUUCAUUCCAUUGUUCUCAUCUAAAACGUUUUAACUUCCUUAGAUGUAGUACUUCUGGCGCCAUUUUACAGGUGCUAAAUAUUGAAUAGUUAUAUGUGUCUUUUAUUUGAAAAUAUAUGAUAUCAGUCGUUGUGAAAAGAGAUCAUCCGCGCAUUAAAUAUGUUGAAAUUACUUAGUCAUGAUGAUUCAGUGAUAAAAACAGUUGCAGAAAACAAUCAAUUUUUAAGCAAAAAGUCCUUCUGUAAUUAAUGGAAAUCUUGUUUUCAUUAAACAGAGCAUCAAGAGUCUUUAGCUGCAAUCUACAUGUUGUGUGCUUAGUAUUCAGGGUAAAGAAAUAUUUGGAGACUUUUCUAACUGAUUUCUCUCCUAAGAUGCUUUUGAACUGAAGGUAUAAUUUUUUAAGAAAAAUUAGGGUUAGUGUUAGGAUACAAGAAAAUUAAACGAUUUUAAACUGUUUUGCUAAUCUGAAGAUUUCAGUAAACGCCCAAAUUUUUACUCGAUUUUUAACUUAAUGUUAUUCUAUUAAGUGACUGAGGACAUUCUGAAAGGGAACAGAACAUUAUCAAUCAAGUUAUUUGAACCACGAAAUGCACCAACUUCAGUAUAGAAGUCGUCAGAAAAAAAUGAUUUUAAUCUAGGACGGUAAUACUGUCUCAUAAUCUGCUACACAUUCCAUAGCAGCUGUACUGCCAUGCUGAGAGGAAGAUACCCAACUUCCGGUAUUACAAAAUUACUCCUCUAUUUCCGCUUCCUCAUUCCUUUACUGAUGGCUCAAGUUUCUUCUGCCUCCAUCUCAUCGCAAGCCAAUAUACACAUUGGAGCGUUCUUCCCCCUCUCCUUCAACAUCUCUGAAGGUUCGAUAGGAAGAGGUGUUGCCCCAGCUGUCAAAUUGGCCGCAAGACACAUCAACAGCAGUCCACUUAUUCUGAAAGACUACAGGCUGGUUGUGCAAGUUUACGACACGAUGUGUGAUGCUGCGGUGGGAAUGAAGGCGUUCUUCGACAUGCUUCAUCAGAAACCACACAAAGUAAUUCUCUUCGGCGCUGCCUGUACCGCAGUGACUGACCCUAUCGCCAAGUCCUCCCAGUUCUUCCAAUUAGUUCAGUUAACUUACGCGGAUACUCAUCCCAUGUAUACAAACGAAAAUUAUCCCAAUUUCUUCAGAGUAGUGCCUAGUGAAACUGCCUUCAAUCCAGCCCGAGUGGUACUUUUGAGGCACUUCAAUUGGACCAGGGUCGGAACUCUGUAUCAGAAUUCCCCCAGGUAUGCCUUGCCACACAGUAAGUUAUUAACAGAUUUGGAUAGCGCCCGCAUCGCCAUUGCAGAAACGCAAGGUCUGGUAGAAGAGUUACAGAAUGAAUUAGUAAAGUUAAAGAAUAAAGAUGUUAGAAUAAUAUUAGGAAAUUUUGACGAAGAAUGGGCCAGGAAAAUCUUUUGCGAGGCUUACAGGUUAAAAAUGUACGGCCGCAAGUAUCAGUGGAUUAUCGUAGGAAUGUUUCGAGAGCGAUGGUGGGAAAUAAGAGAGCCAAAUGCCACCUGUUCGCCAUGGGAACUGACUCAAGCUUUAGAAGGACAUAUUGCUACAGAUGUUUUACCUCUCAGCAGUUCAGAAAAUAUCACAGUAUCAGGAUUGACGGCGGCAGAAUACGCUGGUCAGUAUGAUAAGAAGCGUGAACAAGAAUAUAGUCGUUUCCAUGGCUACGCAUAUGAUGGUAUAUGGGCCAUAGCAUUAGCUAUCCAGAAUGUAGCUCAGAAACUAAAAGCUAAGGGUAUGCCAUCUGCUCUUAAGGAAUUUCAGUACAGAGAUCCUUUUUGGGGCCAGCUGUUUAGAGAUGCUUUCAACGAAACUUCAUUUACAGGAGUUACAGGACCUGUCAGCUUUGUAAAGAACGAAAGACGAGGUCAAAUACUUCUAAAGCAAUUUCAAAAUGGCUCAGAAGUGAAAAUUGGUGAAUAUGAUCCAAUCACAGAUGAGUUAGACCUCAGCAAAGGUGCACCUAUCAUCUGGAGUGGUGGAAGUGGACCUCCGGCCGACAGAACUCAUAGAAAGAUUGCUAGAAAGAGGAUAAGCAUAACAGUUUAUUCCAUCCUAGUAACAUUCGCUGUGUUUGGCAUCAUCAUAGCCACGGUCUUUCUUGUAGUCAAUAUCAAAUACAGGAACCAAAAAUACAUAAAGAUGUCUAGCCCAUACUUAAACAAUAUUAUAGUAGUAGGAUGUAUGCUGACAUACACAAGUGUCAUACUUCUUGGCAUGGACAGUGGCCUCAGCAGUGAAAGUAACUUUCCAUACAUCUGUGCAGCAAGAGCUUGGGUCUUGAUGUCCGGUUUUACUUUGGCAUUUGGGUCCAUGUUCAGUAAAACGUGGAGAGUGCACGCCAUUUUUACAAACAUUAAGCUCAACAAGAAGAUUAUCAAAGAUUAUAAGCUUUUCAUGGUGGUUGGAGUACUCGUCAUGAUUGAUGUCAUCAUUCUCACAACUUGGCAAAUCAUUGACCCUUUUUACCGGGAAACUAGCACAGGAGCUCCGUUGCCUUCUCCGGAAAAUGAAGACAUAGAAAUUAUUCCAGAGUUAGAGUUUUGUCAAAGUAAUAACAUGACGAUAUUUUUAGGCUCAAUCUAUGCGUAUAAAGGUCUCUUAAUGGCUUUCGGUUGCUUUCUGGCGUGGGAGACUCGCCAUGUCAGCAUACCUGCCCUCAAUGAUUCCAAGUACAUAGGUAUGAGCGUGUACAAUGUAGUCAUCAUGUGCGUUAUUGGAGCUGCACUUUCUUUCGUACUGCGAGAGCAACAAGAUGCAGCGUUCAUCAUCAUCUCCAUCUUCAUAAUGUUCUGCUCGACGACCACCUUGUGCCUGGUGUUCGUUCCCAAGGUGAGACUGUUGCUGGAACUUUGGGCCAACCCACACGCUGGAGAUCGCAGAGUGCGGGCUACUCUCAAGCCUUUGAAAAAGUCUCGCCGAAGUUCAGAUGAAUCAGAUUUACAAUACAACAUGCAAAUGUUGCAAGACGAAAACCGGCGGUACAGGCAAAGAUAUGAAGAUGUAAGUCUGGAACUCCAGAAACUUAACUUACGGUUACGUGAAGCAGAAGAACCAGUGAUCCUCGUUACCCAUGGUUACGAUAUGACGUCUCCUAUCGUCGAAUUACCAUCUCUCGAAGUAAGUGAAGAGGAGUCAGCAGAAGAUACAUUUGGCAGACGACCAUCAAUGCCGGUUAAGUCUCAUACAAUUGCACUUCAGAAACGAAGGAUGUCGGAAAUUUCAAUUAGAAUAUCCACCAUGUCCGAGAGAGAGAGCAGCUACGCAAGAACAGACGAAUCUUCGGUACAAAUGAGUUCUCCCCCAGCAACAGAAGAAGCCCCAUCUUUCACGUAUCCUGUACCUCAAGUGCCCCGGGUCGAGGAGCCUAAACCUUCCCCUUCGGCACCUGGUGUUCGCUACAGACAACUGCAGCCGCUCACUCUCAUGGACGAAGCAAGUCAGCCAGUCAAGUUCGCUGAUUCGGACUCCAGCGAAGGAUCCAGGAAGAGCCCAGGGGGCCAAAACCACCAGGAAUAUCAGGAAUCGGACGACACUUCUUACGCGAGGGCGAUACAAAACGCGCAAAGGAAGAGAAGUCUCAUGAACGGACUGUCGUCGAGUGCCGAAGAGGACACUGAUAAAUUCGAAAUGGGGACGUGUUCAGAAGCUGACAGUGAUUCGAAUGCAAGACGAACAGCUUCAGCUCAUGGUGACGUCCGGCGGAGGGCCAAGAGUCUUGGAACUCUCAGGGACGCCACCAGGAGGACAAGUUACGGGACUGGUGGGCCUCCUAGUGGAGGCCAGGUCUCAGUGAUUCACAACAGAAGGACCGACCCAGGGCUCUUGCCCCUCUUUCCUUAUAUCAGCCAUAUAAUGAACAAUCGGAAAUCGCCCAACGAUGACGAAUCCACACCCCUUUACAGCUCCUAUCCUUCAGUUAAGUGUGAUAUCGUGGAAUACUUAUGAAGACUUCUCUUCAGUAUACACUUAAAUGAGGAACAACGAUAUCAUUGUUCCGACUGUUUCGUAUCGAGAAGUGGGCCGAUGAGGAUCUGAUGAGGGAUCUCUCACAAUGAGCCUUCAUGAUCAUGAAUUUUAAAAGGAGGCUUCCUUGCAUAAAGGGCGCUGGUUCAGAGCAAGGUAGCAUAACUGACGUGUUUAAUGGUUACGAUUUACUGAAGCAUUUUAAACGGAUGAUCAAUCCAGAUGAACUUUUGAAUAAUUUUAGGUGAAUAAAUUAAACGAUUUUAUAUUUUAAAUUACUCUUCGAAAAAUGGAGAAAAUUUAUACUAAAAGAAUGCGAUCUGUAAACAAUGUGGUGCUACAAUUUGCCGGUCCCCUGCGAUGAUUUAAAAGAAGAAUAUUCCUCGAGGUAUAAAAAAAAGUAUUGGAAAGUUCAUUGCGCGGUUUAAUUUUCUCAUUAGCAAUAACUGUAAACUUCAAACAGUAUUUUAAGCAAUUUUAAAUCGACUUUUCUCUCUGCAGGUGUGCGAUUAUUUUACUAGCAUCAUUCAAAAAUUUCUUCAGUUCUUUAUUAUACAAUUUAUUUGAGUACAAUUUUUGUUUUAUUAAAUGAGACUGUGCUUUUAAACUAUGCUAAUUUGCUUUUAAAAUUAUCUAAACAUUUCAUCUGGGUUUUGCUUAAAUUUUUGCUUAAAUUAAACCAAGAAAUUAAAAUUUGCGUUGGUCGUUUCACAGAAACCUUUAUUCAAAUUCGUAUUAUUGAAAGCUUCUAAAAGUCAGAGAAUUUGUCAUGAACCUCCAUGAAGGCAAAUUGCUUCAACGCGUACCUUUUUCUAAAAGCUAUACUUUACCUAAUAGAUUAUGACUGUUUCUUUUUAUGUCUACAAUUAAAUUUAACCUGAUAUUUUAACACAUGCGUAUUUCAAAUGACUGAAAAAAUUGUUUUGCAUAACACCCUAAAUGAAAGGAGAUAACAUGGCAAAAGAUCUACAGGAAAGCAUGGCAAAUAUAUUCUAUAAAGUAUCUCAGUCUAAAAGAAUGUUACUCAAAAAUUUUCUGGCCAUAACGAACACCAGUAUGAAAGUAUUCUAUAACCAGAACGAGAUAAUUCUCGCUUUCUAACAUGAAACUACAAGAUUAAAAUUAUAUUCUUUAGAUGUUAAAUAUUUAUAUUUCAUAAUUACAAAAUUAUUUCACGAGGAAAUGUUUCUUCAUUUAACGAUUUGCAAAAAAUUCGUUCAUUACAAACUGAUAAAACAAGAAAAACUAUUAAAAGCUUUAAAUUAUUUAAAAGAACUUGAAUAAAAAUUUAAUAUAUUAUUAGAAAGUUUGUUAUUUAUUAAAAUAGCAAGAAACUAUUUAAAAUAUAUAUUAUAAAAAUAAGAUAAUCAGUAAAGAAGAUGGGAUAUAAUUAAAUAAUAAGCUCAUAACAUCAGUUUUAUAAAAACUGUUAAUAACAUCAGUUUUAUAAAAACUGUUGAUAAAAUCUUAAUAUGAAGAACUAAAAUCCAAUGCUUUAAAUCCCUUCUGCUGUUCUUACAUAAAAUAGUAUAUCAGAGGAUAUUUAAAAUUAAAUGUUUCACUUGGAAUUUAUUAGUAACCUAUUUGAAUUAAAAAGGAGAAGAAAACUGCAAACAAAACAGCUAAAACUUACUUAGAUCUCUUUAUAUGUACAUUGAUUUUGCAACAAGGUAGGUACCAGACAUUUUAAUGAUGCAUUAUAUAUUUCUCUUAAUUUUAAUUACAAAUAAAAAGAAAAAAUGCAAUAACUAUCCAUAAUUUCAAAGAAUCGCGUUUAAUUAAAAUGGUUAAAUUUAAUAAAAAAGUGGCGAUAUAUAUGUUCAGUUAUUUUUAUUUACACAAGAAACAAGUUAACACUUAUGCAUAAAAAUUUGUCUCAGUCGUAAAGCUGAACAUUUAGCACUGGAUUCCCUUUAUAAUUAUUCAUACAAAGAAUUACAGUAACAUCUGCUUAAUUUGACCACCCACCGACCUUUUAUAUUUGAUCACGUUGUGAAAAUCUCCUUUUAAUAAUAUUGAAUUUUAGAAGCUAAAAAUAAAUCGCAUGUUUUAAAUUUAUAUAAAUAAUAAGAAAUGAAUCUGAGUUUAAAAUACUUUUAAAGAAUGCAUCGCUCAUAUAUUUUUAAUUUAUAUUGACGAACAGAAAACUGCGUUUGUGAUUUACAUUAAGUGUUUAAGAUACUUGAAAAGUUUUCAAUUAAUAAAACUACGUUCUUUUUAAUGUAAGAUUUUUCUUUUUAUUAUCAACACUUUUUAAAGCAUAUAAAUUUCAUUUUCUUUUUGCAUCUCAUUAUAACAAUGUGGUUAUUGCUGUACCUUCGGAUUUUCAAGUUCUCUUACUGAAAAAAGAAAUUUUAAUUUUACAAACUGAGCAAAGAAAUAUUUAUUUAGUACAAAUUUAAGCAAAUCCUCUUGCAACUUUUAGCGUAGAAAAUCAUUCAUUUCUAGCAAAUAAUAUGCAUUUCUUGCCGGCUUAAUAUAGUAUGACUGGAAAUACAGUAGCUGGAGUGAUAAAAAAGAUAAAAUGUAAUAAGUAGUGAAAAAUGUUAGAAAAAGGAGUAAGUAAAAACGCAGGAAAAGCUACUAAAGAUAGACGAGAAAAUUACAAACGCAUUCACAAAUUUUUAACAUACAUUGCUCAUGCUUUCACUAUACGUAGCAAACCUAAUUUUAGGAGACAAUUCUCUAUUAAUUUCUUAUGAUCUAAAAUAAAACUUAAAACAGCUAGUCCCUUUCUAUUUGUAACAAAAUAACAAAGGUGGUCAUUUUUUUGCGGUUUUAUUGUAUUAUCACAACAUAUGCGUUAAUUUUUGUAAAGGAUAUUUAUGACUUAGAGCUUUAACUCCUUAAACAUGUGUCUCAAACUAUCGUCUACGAAGAUUUUUUAAAUAAGUUACAGAAUUUAAUGAGAUACAAGUUUUGAAGAUGAGAAAGCUACUAAGAAAUAAAAUUUAACUUUUGUAUGGUCUAAUGAGAAGAAAUAUAAUAAUUAGGAAGACAUUAUGCUUCUAUUAAAUAAAAACUAAAUAUUCCAUAUCUUUGUGCACAAAAUUUGCAAAUAUAUUCGAAAACAAAUUUAUUAUCUUCAGACAAUGUUUUACGCUUAUUAGCAGUAUGAUGCAAUAUUAAUCACAAAUACUUUAAGCAACUGCAAAAUGAACGUAUUUCAUUUUGUAAAUUUAUGUUUUCAAACUUUGAAUGAGAGGUAAUUUGUUCUUAAAUUUGUAGUUGACUCUAGUGAAUGCUUCAUAAAAUUUAUUUAAUGUUUGUUUUUAAAUAACAAAUAUAUAAUAAAACGUUUAAUAUAAAUAGUGUUUAUUAAGGGAAUUUUUUUGUUUUAAGGAUGACACAAACUUUAAUUUUAUUUGUGAGUCUUCUGUCCACUUACGUGUAGAAAUCGUCUGCAUAAAUUUUGCUUCUUUUUCUAAGAAGCUUAAUAACUGAAAGUAUGGAUGUCUAAGAUCAAUAAUUAAAGAAAUAAUUUAAUAAUUUUUAACUGCUCUAAAUACUUAAAUUUUGAAUUUUUGUAAAAUUAUUCAAAUAUUUAACAUUGUUCUCUAAAAGAAAACUGUAUUAUUAAAAUACAGCUAAUUCAUAUGUGAAUAUGUGAAUAUGUGAAUUAUCUGAAUUCACAUAUGAAUUCAGAUAAUUCAUAUGUGAAUAUGUGAAGCUUAUAUUCAUAUAGUUACGACAACCUGGGAAUAGUAUAUUACCGAAGUCAAGUUAAAUCAUUGAUCAUUAAAUUCAAUAGUGUGCAAUUCAUAUGAAUUCAUAUGUGAAUAUGUGAAUUAUCUGAAUUCACAUAUGAAUUCAGAUAAUUCAUAUGUGAAUAUGUGAAGCUUAUAUUCAUAUAGUUACGACAACCUGGGAAUAGUAUAUUACCGAAGUCAAGUUAAAUCAUUGAUCAUUAAAUUCAAUAGUGUGCAAUAUCAACUGUUUUUUUUUUAUUUUGUAGCAAAUUAUUUAUUUAUUUCUAUUAAUUUUAUUUUGGUAAAUAAAUUUGUUAAUUUGUCUUGCUCUGAGCCUAGUCGCAUUUUUCAUGGUGCUGCUUAUAUCCGACAUAAAUCUGAGAAGAAACACUGAGUAAACAGAAAUAUGGACUUGAGUUACUGUGUAAGCAGAAAUACGGACUUGAACGAAUGAUCUAAUAUAUUAACAUUGAAAGCGAUCUUAAAAUCUUUGAUAUUUUCCUUUUGUUAUUCUUCCGAAGCAUGAAAACCUAUUUUAUGCAACAAAUCUAGUUUGCAAUUUUCUGUCUUUGGUGAUUAUUAAACUUUUCUUAAUAACGGAAGCUUCUUAAAUUACUAUUAAUAUAAUUCUUAUUCUUAUGGCUGCAUGCUUCAAAUAAAAUUUAUGGUAAGAAUUGUUAUGUAUAUGAGAAAUUUAAACUAAUUAUUGUUGUCCUUGACUGGCAUAAAAUGAGAGAUGCACUUAUGUAUAUACUGUUUUUGAAAAUUUAUUUAUCUGUGUUAAAGUCAGAAUAUGUUCAGAAAUACGCGUAACACUACUUGUUUGCAAGCUUGAUAACAGAUAAUGAGUGUAAUAAAUUAAUAUGAAAUUUUUUGUAUACUUAUGGUUGUCUUCUGAAGAACUGUGUAACAGCAAUUGUAUCAUUCAAUUCUUUCUCACAAUUUUCUGAUCGUAACAAAUUUGAAUUUCUCGAUGCGUUGGGUGCAAUUUCAUUACUAUGAUAUUCGAGAAAAUGAUUUAGCUAUCGAUAAAUUGUUAGGGUAAAGGUGUGAUAGAAGUGAUCAUUUUGAAUAGGCAAACAAAAUCUGAUAAAUAAAUUCUUUUAUUAAACUAA